Xyrauchen texanus (razorback sucker) is the source of this 563-nucleotide messenger RNA. RefSeq names its product heterogeneous nuclear ribonucleoprotein A0. Gene Ontology annotation, molecular function: RNA binding. NCBI's taxonomy places the organism in Eukaryota, Metazoa, Chordata, Actinopteri, Cypriniformes, Catostomidae. The record is from RefSeq and is a predicted model, not a curated record. The transcript has 4 exons. The coding region runs from base 56 to 484 and encodes 142 amino acids.
CAGCACACAACCUUGGAAUUGUUUUCUAUUCAUUAUUUAUAGAUACUGGGUUUGAAUGGCAAUGAAAUCCACACGCCCCUUAUACAUCAGUCUCCCAAAAGAAUAUGAAAGAUCUAUUCAAGAAUUGGGAGAAUGGGACCAUGGGAUUGUUGUCGUAGACCUGAAUCCAUUCUUGACAGAGACUGGGCUUCAGGCCUACUUCCAAAAGUUUGGGACAAUUACAGAAUGUGUUAUCAAGACUGACAAGACAUCAGGUUGGCCAAAGGGUGUGGGGUUUGUUAGAUAUUCAACUUCAGAGGAGGCUGAAGCAGCAGAGGCAGCUGGACCGCCACAUCUUGGAGGGUUUCAGACAGAUAUAAUCAAAGUUGUUACACCAAAGGUUGCUGAGCCGGUUAAAAAAUCUCCAAUACCAACCCUUUCAUGCAAACCUUCACAUGAAUUAGAAAUGCCAUACAGACACACUAACAGUCUCUGUCUGCAGUGAUUUACUCUAAACUCAUACUCUAAUAUUACUCCCUCAAACUGUUUGUUAUACCAAUUUAUUGUCAUUUUUUUAACUUUAA